AGGCUUGCCUCCUGGGGUCUUUUUGAACCCCUGUUGGUGGCGAGAGGCAAAGCCCAUCAACACACUUGGAAGACGCACUCCAGCUUCGAUAUUAUGAACUUUUAAUGAAGAAAUAGUUGAGCCUGACAUAAUGGAGGUACUGAUAAGAGAGUUAAGUAGCCGGCCCCUGUCCUUAAGGCAGCUGGAGGAGUGUCUUGGGCCUCAUCUCCCCAAAAAGCAGAUGAGCGGAGACCUUCCAUGGGUGGAGAUCACUAAGCGUUUGGUCAACAGGGCUAUUGACACUACAUCUGAAAUACUAUUAAGUAAUGUCUCCAAAAUAAUUGAGAAUAAUUUAAAGACAGCAGUGCGGAGAGGGCUAAAAUACCCAAACCGAAAUGGGCGGAAUUACUGUAACCUCCUCAGCAGUCUGAUCACUCACGUUCAUCUUGCAGUCGAGAGUUCGGAGUUAUCAGGGGCUGAGGUCAACAGAUUGAUCUCUCUUCUCCUUGCUGCAGUGAUUGACACGGAGGUUGUGUCUGUCAGAUCUGGUAAAGAGCCUGCAACAAUUUCAAGGAUCUCUGUCAAGUUAAAUAUAAUGCUAGGUCACUGUGAAGAACGCAUCCUUGAUACCCUCCUUCAUUGCAGAACUCUUAUCUACAAGAGUGCAAGACAACCACAGAUAUUUGUCCCAUUAAUAACGCGUCUAUUGUCUUCGGUGAAAGAUAGAAGAGCAUUGUCUGCACAAGUGUACCUCAAGUACCUAUUGCUGGCCAAACUACUGCUCUUCAUGACCAAAAAGGAGGAGAUUAUUCAGACGAGAAAACACAUUGUGAAGUCUGUCAAGCUCCCAGAAACGUUCGCGGACUGGGCAGUUCAAAACAAAAUUCCGUGGCUGAAGCUCAAAGUAUGGAGCACUCGAUUAAUACUCAAACACAUGAAAGUUGCAGCAGCUCUUAAGACAUUGUUCAAUGAUGAACCAACAUCUGUCCUGGAAACUGGUUCUCAAAAUCCAAAGAAAGAAGAUAUUAUAGAUUUUCCCAAGGCAUCAGAUGAUGGGACUAUACCAAAUGAUUGUGGAAAGGCGAAGAAAAAGAUCAAUAAAAAUACAUCAGGGAGAAUUCAUGAAGAAGUGGCUAACUCCAAAUUAAACUCAAAGCAAAUUAUUGUACAAAAUACAGGAAUUGAACAAGAAAGCUUAAAUGAUGUGUUGACAAUCCAUAAACGGAAAUGUGCAAGAGAAGCCGCUUUUAGGACGGACACGAAAGAAUGUCCGAAAGUGGAAAAUAUGCCAACGUCAAAUGCGCGUGAAUCACAGCAGGAGGUGGAUAAUAAAAAGAAAGAGUUGCUUGACGUGUCAGUCAAGGGUAAGGAACGCAAGGAUGGUGGCUCUGUGGGAAACAAGGAAAAUGAAAAAGAUGUUGGCUUCGGAGGUUUCCAAGAUACAAGAAUUGGUGUCAAGAAGAAGAAGAAGAAGAAGAACAGAAGGUCAAAUGAGACGACAGUUGAAAUUGAGAAACACUGCAGCGAUACUGAUAAUAUAGUAGACAGUCAAAAUGUAAGGGUGGCCAAGGGCACGGACACUUCUGAGGUACAGGAAAAUGUGAUAACAUCAAGGAAAAAGAUAAAGUUGCCGGAUGUAGCAGGAAGUGUAGGAAAAUACACAAGUAAUGUUGAUGUUGUGGUAAAUAAGAAGGACAAUGUGAUAUUAGGAAAACCUUUAAGUACAGAAGUUAAAGAGACACGGCAGAAGAAACGCAAAAGGAAAAAACUAUCUGAUACGACAAUGGAGAAGUGCCCCAGUGAUGCAGAUACUAAACUGGACAAGAAGGAAAAUGGAGGAGUGAGAGAUGGAUCAGAUUUACAUAUUGAUGAGAAGAGACAAGGAGCAGUAGUGAAGACAAAGAAAAGAAAGUGGGUUGAUAGUAUUGUAGAGGAUGGGAAAAACACACACGAUACGGAUAUUUUGGACGACAUAGAAAAUGUUAAGUUAAGAAAGAAAUUAGAUAUAGGCAUUUGUAUGAAACAAAAGAAACUUAAGAAAAAGAAUGAGGAACCUGAUGUAACAGUGGCAGAAGAACGUGCACAAGACGCCAUCACGUGCACAAAAGAAAAUAUAAUAAGCAAAUUUUUGGGUACAGACAUUCAUGAGACAGAGAAUGAGGUGGCUAAGACAAAGAAAAAGAAACAGUUAUCCAAUUUAAUAUUAAAGGAAAAUAAACACGCUACUGAUGGGCAUUCUAGGGAAGACAAGAGAGGCAAUAUAAAAGUGGAUAAGGUUGCUGGGUCAGAAAUUUACGAGACACAACAAGAUGGGGUCAAGACAAAGAAAAGGAAAAAAUUACGUGAUAGGAAAUUAGAGAAGUACACUGGUGACACCAAUACAGAGGCCGAUAUGAAAGAAAAUGUAAAAGUGAGAAAGACUUUCGAUUUAAGUUCUGACGAUACACAACAAAAACUAGUUAAGAUAUAUAAGAAGAAAUGGCUGUUGGAUAAUGUAAAGGCAGGAAAGCAUACAAAUGAUGAUAGUUCUAGGUUAUCCAAGACCAUCAAUAUACAAAUAGGAAAAGUGUCAGGUGUCGACGAGACACAAGCGGUGGCGGUUAAAACAAAGACACACAAAAGAACGCUUAACAAGACAUUGGAGGAGGUGCACACCAAUGAUGCAGAUAAUAAGAGGAACAGCAAAGGAAAUAGAAAAAUGAAAUGGCUUUCAAAUAUUGACAUGGAAGAGGGACAAAAAGUAGUAGCUCAGAGGAAAAACAUGAGAACAGUAACCGAUGUUUGUGAUAAGACUGUGAAAGACUCCGAGUGUCAGGAUGGUGCGGUAGGGGAUGAAAAAGAUGUGACUGUGAAAGACAAAAAGGGGAUGAAAAUGGGACAGCUUAAAAAUGUAAAGAGAGCACAUUUAGAGGUGGAGGGUUCUUUGUCAGUCAAAAAGAAAAAGAAAAUCAACACUGUUGUUGAUACAAAACUUGGUAAAUGGGAAUCUUUUGCAGUAAAGAGAAAGUGUAAGAAGGUCAAGAAUACAGAGACCUCAGGUCAUAAUAUAGAAGCUGGUACCAGUGUUGAAAUGCCAGCUUGUGAGGACUUCCACAGACACGAGACCAAGUCAGGCAGUACACAUCCUGCAAAUCUUUUUGCGUCGAAGAAUAUUUCCUUGCAAGUGGGCCAUGUGAAAAAGACGCACGGUUGGGAUGAGGUUCAUCCUCAUUUUAAAUCACGAGUUAGAACUCUGAGUGACCCAGUACAGGAUACAAAAUCUUCAUUUAAUCUACCCAGGGUUAGGAGGUUGAGUGACCAAUUGACAGAAAGGAGGAAGAUGCUAAUGGAAACUGGAAUGAGAACACCAAGUGAUGAAAAGGGUCAGACUUUCAAAUUGAAUAAGCGUAAAUUGGCCAGUUUGCGACAGAAAAUUAGAAGAAAUAGUAUUAAUUUCACUGUUACAAAUUUAGAGCCAAGGAGUCCUCAGAACAGAUUAAAUGUUAAAUGUGGAGAAACAAGUAAAGUUGAUGAGCUCAUUGAAAAGGAAGCUAGUUUAAGAAAGGAUUCAUCCCAAGAAAAUAGAUAUGCUUUAGCAGUUGGGUCUUCGGAUGGUGGUGAACUGUGUGAUGUGGUGGCUGGUGGUAAACCAUGUGAUGUGGUGGCUGGUGGUAAACCAUGUGAUGUGGUGGCUGGUGGUAAACCGUGUGAUGUGGUGGCUGGUGGUAAACCGUGUGAUGUUGUGGCUGGUGGUAAACCCUGUGAUGAAGUUCCUGAUGAGAUACAUAGCUGUGAUAUUGAAGUGCCUGAUAAUUUGGAUAGCAAUGAUUGUAUUUUACUUAAUGAUACCCAUGUUAGGAGUGACUUGAGUUGUGCAACAGACAGUUGCAUUAAUGAAGCAUUUGACAAUUUGGAUAAAUAUCAACUGGAUAGCAGUAAAGCUGACAGUGAUGUGGAAGAAAUUAAAAAUGAGGCGAGAGAUACAUCUGUGAGUAUUAAUAAAGAAAUAGAUCUGAAAUCAAAUUAUCUUAAUAGUAAAGGUUCAGAAGUCUUGGUUACAGAUGAGAGUGAAAAUGUCAAGGAGUGUCAAAUUGUGGAUAUCUCCGAGGAAUGCCCAACACCACCUCCAAAGGGUAUUGAAGAUCCAGAUUCUGAAGUAGAAAUCCUUGAUGAAGCAUUUGUAGUUAAGAGUGUACAAGCACUUACUCUUAACAAUGAAGCAAGUGACGUUGAUGAGGCCUCGGGGACUGACAGUGAUAUUAUUCCAUGUGAUGAAACUGCCAAGAUGUUCACUGAUGAAGAGAUACAAAUUUACCAUACCAAACUAAAGGAAGAUGAAAUCCAGAGAAAAGUUGAAGAUAUUUUGAAAGAAGAAGACCGGGAACUGAAACAGAAAAUGAUAAAGGAUGAAAUUCUUAAUGACACAAAUGCAGAAGAGGAAACAGAUACAAAUAAAAACCUAAGUGACCCAGACCCAGAAAUUGAGAAGAAGGUUGGUGGCCCUGUAGAUUUUGUUAGCAAGAUGAUAAACAAGCUCUACAAGCCAGCUAUUGGGGUGGAGAGGAGCGACGACGAAGAGAACAGUGAUCUCGAGUCGAGCAGUGACGAUGGCAUUGAGGUGAUCCUGCAGACAAUCGUGAAAGAUACUGGCAGAUUAACAAGUAUUGACGGACUACGGGAAAGAUUUACAGGUGGUACGUGUAUCAAGGAAGAACUAGGUGAAAGUGAUGGCAGUGGAAAAAAUGAAGAAGUGCAAGGAGGUAAAACCCUUGAGAAUGGACAUAGCAGUGAUGAAAAAUCUUCAGUCAAAGGUUCAGACAUUGUAGUGCUUUCUAAUGAAAAUUUUGCAGAAAGCAAUAACCAAGAAACUGAAACUGUUGAUAAAAAUUUGUUUAAAGUCAGCAAAGAUCAAGAACCUGAAAACAUGGAUAGAGAAAAAUCUAACUUAAGUAAAAACCAAAAUAUUGAACUCUGUGAGGUAGUUAUUGUUGCUAAUCAAAUUGUGAAAGAAGCUAAUGAAAAUAUGAAAUUAGAGAACACUGAAAACGAUGAACAAUUAGCAUCCCAUUCAUCAAGUCAAGAGGAGUUAACUGACCAUUGCCUCAAUAAUAAUGAAAAUGUAAAUGUGUCCCGCUUACCCAAUACCAAGAUGCAAAACCAAGAUGUGGAAAGGGAUUGUAGGAAUUUAAUUGUUAAAUUAGAAGGCAGUGAUAAAUCUGAAUUGCCAACAGAAGUAAAACCAACAGGAGAGGAGUCAUUGGAUGUAUGCAAGAACCAAAGGGAUGUAUGUAGCUUUAGCCAAAAGAAAACCAGUAUUGAGGAUGAUGCUGUCAUAGAUAUUAUAACUGAAGUAACCAAGAAUGAAGAUUCAGAUGGAUAUGGGGAUGCAUCUUUUGAAGAAGGUAAAACAAAAUUUGAAGCAGAGUUUAGUUCUACAAGCAAUCCCGAUAUUGAGGAUGUGAAAUCAGAACUAACAAAUAUUCCGAUGUCAAACAGUUACCAGCAGACUUCUCGUGACGAGAAUCAUGUCAGUAAAGGUUCUGUUGUUGAUGCUCCUAAUUCUGUAAAUGAUCCAUUGUGUUGUCCAAUAAUGGAACCACUGCAAAUCAGUGAUGAUUCCCUAGAGUUGAGUAUAUAUAAAGUAGAAACAGACACUACAUUGUCUAAGCAAAUAGAUGCUGGAAAUUCGUCUGUUCGUAGUAACGUAUUCGGCUGCAGUCUUGGCGAUGAUCGGCCAAAUAAUAAUGAUGACAGAACAACAAAUGGAGAAUUGGAGUCCAUUACAGAGGAAUCUGAGGGGAAGUCUAUUGAAGGUGCAGACGAAGCUUAUGAAGCAAGUAGUGAUGCUUCAGAAGAUCCUACACCCAAGGUGCGAAAAAGAGCUCGACUUUUGAAAAGAAAUUUAGCAUCUCAUGGAAUUUUGCAAGAGGCUUCAGAUUCUGAUGCCUCUCCAAUUCAAAGAACUCGGAGGAGGAGGUUGUCAGAAGUAGCUGGUAAUGUCCAUUUGAGACCAAGGAAAAGGAGUCAGAGUUGGUGUCAAGAGACGUCGAACUUAGUAUCCGGCUCUUCAGUUGCUGUUCAAACCUGUUUAUCAGAAUCUGCUGUUGAUGGGAAAAAAUGCACAAAAAGUAGUGGCACUGUAGACCCAAAGACCCAUAAUGAAUCUGAUUGUAAAAAGGGCAGAGCAUUUUGCAGCUCAAGUAAUAAACAAAACAGUGUGGAUACCUCCUCUGUUAAAGCAAUUAAUUUAUUAAAUACCAUGUCUUCCAGUUCUUCUAUGUCUUCAGAAUCAGUGAUGGGAUCUCCGGUGAAGGACGUAGAUUGUCGAACUAUUAAGGAUGUGAUGGAUCCCGAGUUGCAAGACAGUUCAACAGACUCGUUAGUUGCUAAAGUGAGAAGAUCAAGUCGACAGGCUAGUAAGCUUGCAAGCCAUCUGCAAUCACACAGUGAAAAUGUUGAAUUGAGUUGUAUCUCGUCAGAAACACUUGAAGGUGUUGCUGAUAAGCUUGUUUCAGUGUCUUUAAAUCAGAACCUGGACUUGGAAAAUGAUCUUGCAUCAGAAAGUAAAGGUUCUGAAAUUGAAGGUGAUCUUGGAUCAGAAAUUGAACAGUCUGGAACUGAAGGUGAUCUUCCAUCAGAAAAUGAACACUCUGGAAUUGUAGGUGAUCUUCCAUCAGAAAAUAUACAGUCUGGAGUUGUAGGUGAUCUUGCAUCAGAAAAUAAACACACUGAAAUUGUAGGUGAUCUUGCAUCAGAAAGUAAACAGUCUGGAAUUGAAGGUGAUCUUGCAUCAGAAAAUAAACAGUCUGGUGUUGAAAGUGAAAGUUUAAAAUCAGACCAUCUUGAUUUUGGUCUUGAUGAAAUUUCUUCUGAAAGCUUCCCUAGAAAGCUGAAAGCUUCCCUUCCUCAAAGAAGGGAAGAGAAGGAUCAGUCAGGAUUUAUAAACAAGAUUGAGGGAGAACUGACUGCAGAGCAAGAGAUUAAUCAGUCUGGUGGGGCUGGACCUGACAAGACCUCAGACAUUGGCGAGAGUAAAACUGCAAGUGAACAGCUAGAUGAAGGAGAAAUUCAUACAAUUGAAGGUGAAAUUUUAGAUGAUAGCCGAGAAGGGGAUAGAGAGUAUUUCGAUGAAGAGGAAGGGGAAGAAUUAGAGGUAUUGUCUACAUCAGGGACUGAUGAAAAUGAUGAAACUACAUGCUGUCAUUAUUUGGGAAAUGUAGGGGUGAGUGACAGAGACAAAACUGGUGUCCCAACAACUCAGAUGAUGCUGAGAUCACUGUUGCGUCGACGCUCAUCCAAGACCAAAACAAAGAGCGGUACGUUAGAUAUCGUUAAAAGGGGUGAUAUUCAUCCAUCUAUACCACAUUUAAAAGUUCAUUGUGUUUCCGAGGCAGUUUUAACCAAGGAAGUACUUAUCAGCCCAGAAGUAAGUGAUGAAGAGUGUGAAUUAGUCUCACCUGGACUUAAUGAUGCAAAUGGGGCAAAAAGCUUUCCAAUACCCGAGAGUUUAGCUACUAGUCCUAAGAAGAUCCCGUCUCCCAUUACCACACCAAGUCGUGGUCCUAGGAAGAACAGCGGAGGCAUUCGAUCUCCACAGAAGGUGAUACCAGAAGAGCAAGAUGAAACUACCCUUCCUAAUGGUACGUGUGAAAGUGUACCAGAUGCACCUAAUACUCCUAUAGCUAAGGCUCAUUGUUCUUUAGCCUUGCAAGAUAAAAUAAAGAAUAAGUACUCUUGUAGUACUUCUGACAAAAGUACAUUGACCAGACAGCUGUCAAAAACAGCACUUGAGUUACCAAAGUCACCAAAAUCUCCUGUAAGAAGUAAAGCCAGUAGUAGUAGCCUUGAAAUAUCAACUGAUUCACCAAAGAGAAAAUCUCCAUCAAUGAAGAGCAACUCACAAGUGGAGAAUGUUGCUCAGGAAAGGUCAGUCACAAAAGUAAAUAGAGGGAGAAAAUCGAGCUCUUCUGAAGAUUUGCAAAACAUUUUGGAAACUGACGACAGUUCUUCUCCUGGUCACGCAGUUCGGAAGUCCAGGCGCAGCAAGCUGAGAGAGCCAUCAGGUACUCCCUCUGUGAUUGAAGGUGAUUCUGACAAGAGUGUGUUAGUUAAUGUUGGUUCACCAGAAAAAAUACUCAUAGACUCUGCAGAUAAAACUUGUACAGUAUCAGAAGAUUCAAGUUUCAGUAAAUCUAAUUUUGCAUCUGAAGAAUUAAUUGUUACUGGCAGAACUAGUUUUGAAAAUGAUGAGGAUACAAAAGUAUCAGAUGGAGGGUUACAGGAGCUAAAUGAGGAGAGAGAUGACUUGUCUACAAACACCAAAAAUGACUCUCUCGUCCAUUUAAAUGCACGCCAGACUGAAUCUGCCCCUGAACAAAACUCCUCUGGUAGCUUAUCUGGUUCAUCCACAGGGUGCUCCUCUCCCUUAAGAAGAAGCACUAGAUUGAGAACCAGUGUACGCAUACCACCACUUGGAGCUAAGAAAAAAUCAGUUGGUGUAACUCAUAACGAGAAAAGUACCAAAGAAGAAGUGACUAACAAAGUUAAUAGAGAAAGUAAGUCCAGUACGGCAGUCUCUGAAAAUGUCGAUGAGCUGUCUUCUAAAAGUAACGUUUCAUUAAUCACUAAAACUAGAUCCCACGUAUCAGUCGUGAAGUCGUCAUCAAGGACGGAUGGUGUGCCGACAAAUAUAUCCCCAAAGAAUGAGUUACCAGCCGGCUCAACAUCUGAAGAGGAAAAGUCCAAAGUUAAGUCUGCAAAUUCAUCAAUUGGAUCAUCUCCCAGGCUUCACAAGUCAGUUAUGCUGUCAUCUUCCUGCAGGGAUGAGUCAUCUGGUGAGAUAAUGUCUAGGAAUGAAGUGCCAGUUAGAUUAUUCUCUUUGAAAGUUCUCUUAGACAAAAGUGAGGUGGCACCUGUAUCGCCAAGUGGAAACUGUUCUCACACUGAAUCAUCCCAGGCAUCUGCCCAAGUACCUGUAUCGUCCAAGAAGGAUGGAUCACCAGAUGCGUUGUCCUUCACCAAGGGCAGGUCACCAGGCAAUUCAUCCUCCAGCAAGGGCAAGUCACCAGGCAAUUCAUCCUUCACCAAGGGCAGGUCACCAGGCAAUUCAUCCUCCAGCAAGGGCAAGUCACCAGGCAAUUCAUCCUUCACCAAGGGCAGGUCACCGGGCAAUUCAUCCUCCAGCAUGUGUAGGUCACCAGGCAAUUCACCCAGCAAAAAUGAGUUUUCAAAUUUACCAUCUAGCCAAAAAUCACCACUUACGUCUUCCUUGAGCAAGUAUGAAUCGCUAAGUAGGUCAUCAUCCAGUUAUAAUACACCAGCAAAAUCACCUUCCAGUCUCAAGAUGUCUUUAAGGAUGGUCUAUAAGAGUGAGACACCAGAUAAGUUGUCUUCAGAUGAGAAUGAUAUACAUUCUGGCUCAUCCUUGAAAAGGAGUCGGAAACCUUCCCGAUUAUCCUUGAGUAGAUAUGAAUCACCAGUCAGUCUCAAAUCUCCCGCUAUAUCAUCUUUGAGUAAGGAUGAAUCAUUCAGUGCAUCUUCGAGUAUGACUGGUGCGAAUUCCAGGCCAACUUUAAGCAAGACUGUGACACCACCUUUCCCGUCAAUAAUGAACAAAGAUGAAUCUUCGGCAGAGUCCCUCUCCAGUAAAUCAUCAGCCAGUUCAUCUGAUAUUGGGGGAAAGAGCGAGUCAAAUGAUGAAGGUGGAGCAGCAGUAGUUGGAGUACGUUCCUUGCGACGCCGCCAAGUGACGUACUCGGUGAACAAAAAAAAUUUGAUGUGAAAUGAAGCUAUAAUGUAAUCAGUAGUGUAAAGGUGUAGCUACUAACAUUGACUGAUGGUCUAUUUAGCUGGUCUGGCAUGAGUCCAAGGGGCUAGUUCUGACAAAUUGGUGAAUGUUGAAUGUGGUCAAUUGUACUUUGUGGUGUGUGGAUUAAGCUGGCUGGUUCCACAUGCAUUUCUGUUUUGCUCUGAAAAUGUUUAUUCCUUCUUUAGUUACAUUAGUCUUGAUUAACAUGUGCUUUGUAGAUUGUGUAAGUGAAAAGUUAUUAGUUUGUAUUCAGGAGUCAGUCACUAUAGUAUCUAGAUAUUAUGGUUUUCUCUGCAUAUGAUUAGAAAAAUUUAGCUUUGAGUACAGUAUUUAGUUACCAGUAGUGGUAUUAAUCCAGAGAUUGGUUUACUUGUAUGUAAUAUAGGGAGCUGACAGGGGGUAGCCGAUUGGUAUUAUGGGCACCUUGGUAUCACGGGCACCUUGGUAUCACAGGCACCUUGGUAUCACGGGCACCUUGUGGUUAGUUGGAAAUAUUGUUGAUUCAAAAAUCUGGGCAAAGUAUUUAGUAAUGAUUGCAGGUUGAGAUAAAGUUGCAUCUUGUAUUUUUUAAUGAAUUCAUUGUUGCAUCCCAGUUCUUGAUGGAGCCUCAAAGACAUGUUUCAAGUUUCGUGUAAUAUAGGCGUGUAAAAUAUCACUAGACGUUUGUAGUGUACUUAUCAAUGUGAAGUUGAUCAUGAUGGUGCUAUAGUAACUUUAACAUAAGAUAUGUAUUUUUUUUUUAUUUUUGCAAAGCAAUUUCCUGAAGGCUUCAUACAAAUUUAUCAUUGUGUUUUCUUGAGUAAACAGUUAAAAGAAUUUAUAGAUUUCUUGUUGCCAUAGGUGGUUUUGUGGGGAAGUAAGUCGACUAUGUAAUUAUAACUUGAACAGCAGGAUUUCAAAUGUUCACUUUCAUAUACAGUAAAUGUUAUUUUCCAGAGUUGGAAUGUUUAAAAAAAAGUUAGCAUUUCUUGGUAUUUGUCAGGCAGGAUGUCGGUAAUUAGUUAACGUUAUUCUUCAUUCCAAUCCAGUCCGAAAUCAUCAUGAUCUUAAACUCCGUGUCCCUGUUAUAAUGUUCCAGUAUACUGCGCGCAUAUAUAUAUAUAU
Procambarus clarkii (red swamp crayfish) is the source of this 10870-nucleotide messenger RNA. Its product is annotated as serine-rich adhesin for platelets-like. Lineage: Eukaryota; Metazoa; Arthropoda; Malacostraca; Decapoda; Cambaridae. The record is from RefSeq and is a predicted model, not a curated record.